Wyeomyia smithii (pitcher-plant mosquito) is the source of this 6839-nucleotide messenger RNA. Its product is annotated as serine-rich adhesin for platelets. NCBI's taxonomy places the organism in Eukaryota, Metazoa, Arthropoda, Insecta, Diptera, Culicidae. The record is from RefSeq and is a predicted model, not a curated record. The transcript has 13 exons. Bases 1033 to 5835 code for a protein of 1600 amino acids.
AACCAGCCUCGCUAAGUGAGUUGCUUUCGCACGCUGGCGUGUGUGUGUGUUUUGAUCGGGUUGUUGUUUUUUUUCCUUUCUAUUAUUACCGGUAACACCCGCACCACAUGUGCAGUUGACUCAUCGCCGAGUUACGGUCGUUUUGGGUUCCUUAUCGGUUCAAUGUUAACAACUGCGGUAACCUUCACGAUUUGAUAUCGGAAUGCGUGAUUCAACUGCACCUAAAAAAGAAGCAUGCAAAUGUGUUAAAUCGGUGUGAAAUAAAUUCUAUCGAAACGUAAAUUUAUUGAAUUAUUUACAAGAUUGUGCACGGAAAGUGUACGAAGAUUGAACUCAAAGUUCAAUGCACUAUGCCAUCGUUUCGACUCGGUAGUGUUAUAACAUGUUCCUUCCAAGACCACCUAUGCAUCCCCUCGGGGGUUCGCGUUGAAGUUUGAGCUAUAAUGGCUCACCUGCUCGGAAGAAGAUCCAUCUUGCAGCACUAGAUUCGAUAUCAUUGCGCUUCAAUACCGGCCUUCCACACACAUUAACCUCCACACCAUCGGAAGCAAAUUACAUGCGUUCUUGGAAGGCUUCAAAGCAGAUAAUCGGGGAAGUGCCGGGUGAUCAAGUGGGGAAUGGGACGGCCCGUCGGUGAUGACCAGCCGUUUCUCGUUGGUAGAGGAGCAUAAUUUUAGCUUAGCAUUUCCUACGUGGAGAUAGUAAUAAAGCAUACUGCAGGCGAGAGCGCAAGAAAUUGUUACAUUAAUUAGUGUUCAUCAGUCGCAACAGCAGCGGAAUUGUGCGGCGAGCUUAGAGAUUCUUGGUGUUAAUCCAAUCAAGAACAGAAAGGCGGAAUUCUUUACAUCGAAGUGACGGAGAAGGCAGCUAGCGAGGUGCACGUGGGUGGAAAACGCGACUGGCAGCGCGACGAGGGAAGUUCGUCCUCCUGCUUUCCCAUAAAAGUUUCCUCCCCUUCUGUGAAUGCACCCCACUGCAGUACGCUCCCAGCGACACCCGCUAGCCCGGUAGUAAAGGGCGUCUGCUUUCCCUAUGGGAAAGUGUGCCUCCAAGCAGCCGGUUUCUGGACUGAAUGAAUUUGGAAGCUCCCCUUAUCUGGCCAUCUGUAACGAAGAUGACAUCAUAUACAUCAAUGUGGGUCAAUCGGAAAGUAAGAAAUCAUCCAAAAAGGCAGCGGCCGGCCUCGAAACCAAGGGUACGGCCAUGUCCUUCGGAUUCAAAAAGCACAAAGUACACCAGUCAGGAGCGGGCGGAAAGCUACCCGGCGCACUCGGUGGCACCGAUGGCCAAACGGUCAUUCCAGGAUCAGUUUCGGGAACCGGCGGCUCAUUCAAGAAGGUGGGUGCCACCAACGGGAACCAUCUGUACGGCGGAGCUGGUUCGGAGAAAGAAAAAGCGACGGAAAAGGACAACGCCACAGUGAUCUCCAACCCCGGAGUGGAAGGCAUUUUUAGCGAUAAGAACGGCAAUAUGGGUUCGACCGAUACGAUUGACGACAGCUCAGCCAAAACGAAUAACGGUCGAUCGACGCCACGUCUUCAGCCGCCGAAGAAGGAUUCUUACGGAGCACCGUACCGGAACAAUCGGUUCGGGUUCCGUUCUACAAACGUAGUUCGACCAGCUUCGGUGGGACUGCAGCCGAAAAGUAUUGCCGACUAUGACAAGCAACAUUCCAGCAACAAUAACAACAACACUAUUCACGCUAAUAAGAAUAACAAUAACAACAAUGUAUACAUAACCGACAAACGCCGGUCAAAAAGUGCUUCAUCAGCGGCCACGGCUCGCACAACAUUUACGCCAUUGCAGCAAGCGCCGGCCCAGAUCCAACAGGAACGGGCGUCCGCAUUGCCACAUCCCGGCAUCGGUGCACUCCACAAGCCGCUGCCGAAAUAUCAAUCGCUUAACCAGCCGACGAAAAUAACUCCAUCUGACGCGUGCUCAGCAGCGACGAACGGCGCGCAACAAGUGAUGAUGAAAUGCGAUCAAGCAGAGCAUAAAAAUACUUCGCACCAUGCACCGGCGGCAUGCAGCGGAAGUAGCGACGAUCCGCGCUCACAUUCAACGGUGAAUAAUGCUAACGGCCGACAGUUCGUCUCGACCGUCGACACCGCGCAGCAACAUGUCGCCACCGGUUCUAUAACAAAAUCUGCACACACCAAUGGACAAGAAACGGCUUCGGUUGCCAAAUUUACACUGCACAGUUCCAGCCUCCCGAAGCCACAGUAUCCAGUACCGAUCAGUCUCCCUUCAGCCGCCCCGCGCUAUGACAUGGAUCCGAAAGGUGCCAAACAGGCCGUCAACAUAAGUCGCAAAGUCACACUUCAAGGAGGUCUACCACCGUAUCAGGUGGAACGAUCAUCUGACGGAAUGCACGAUCUAAAUCGAGAACCAAAUCCUAACGUUGACACCAGUUCCAUUAUCCGCAUGCCUCGCCAGCGCUAUCGUAACCUAGAGAUGAUCAUGAGUGGCCGUCACAAGUUCGAAGUGCGAGACCUGGAGACGCUCACCGCGGAACCAAUCGUGCCGCUAGCGCUUCCCAAACUUCCCAGUGCAUUUAACUCGUACGGCCUGCAGCAGCCGAUCGGUAUGACCGGUUUGGUUCGAUCCACAGAACUCCCCCGACAGCUGAGUGACGAUAUCGACAUCAACGACAAUCGAUACGAAUCAGAGCAGCACCCAUCGGUUGACCCGCUGGAACGCAAAGACUCAAUCGCUUCGUCCGAUGUCGAGAGUCUCGAGGAGGAGGAGAAACUCACCAGAGAUAAUAAUUCCUCGGAAAAAAGCCUAAAGGGAGCGAUUUUGCGCGAUCUGCAGUCCGAAGCGCAUGGUGGCAGUAAGACAUCCUCGCCGGGAAGCUCGCGUGCAUCGUGGUGCAACGCUGGGGAGACAAUGGCACCAAAGGAGUGCAGUAGUUUGAGCUUGAGCAGCAGCGAGGGCACUAAUAGGCAACAGCGGAAGCCUCCGAUUGAUCAGGAAGACAUCAGUUCCGUAACCAUCACCGCUGGUAAUCCUUCACUAAUGUCUUCAUUCUCUGCGGCCAUCCCGAUGGACAUUUCCAUCAACUUGGACAGUAUUUCGGAGGUACAGAACAGCUUCAACGAUAAUACUGCUUCCGAUCUGCCGAGCAGCAAUCAACUUUUCCGUACGGAGGAAACCAAGUUUGCCGAAAUGGCUGCUGCAGUAGAUGAUGCCAUACUGCUGGAUGAUGAGACUUCCCCGACGGACAGUCUGGUCAGCAGCUGUACCGACUCGGACGACAUACGUAAACAUCGCAAAAAACCGGUGGAAGGAAGAAACGAUAGGGACAAGGAGAAGGACAUCGACGAAAUUUCCCCCGAGCUGGAUGAACUCACCAGCCCAGUGUCCCCGGGUACUCCUACCCAUGCUUCGAACUCCCUAUCGCUGUCGGACGGUGGAAGAGAUUUUCUCAUCGAUGACGAAAUUGCCGAUCAGCCCGCGUUGGUUUUUGAUGAGCCGGCUCAUAACGACAGCAGCAUGAUUGACCUGGUGUCUCUGAAUAUGAACGCCAUUGAUGAGGCAGCGACGCUCCGUGAUUCGGUUUCAUCGUUGAACGCUAACAACAAUAAAAACUCCGCGAAAUGUGCUGCACCGGUGCCAAAACCUAGAAAAAUUAUGCCGGAUGCCUACGAAUCACCGGCUCCGAUGAGGAAGAACAAAACCCGUUUAUCCCGGGCCGAAUCACUAGACACACUCUCGCCGUGUGAUUCGAUCGCGUCGGAUGAUUUUAUGCUGGAUUUUAACAGCAGCAUGGAUUCCAUUGAUAGAGCACCUCGAUCCAUUGCCAGCGAAAGCGCAUCGGCGCUUCACUCGAUGGAUGAACUUCAGCUGUGGUCCGAGUUGGAAAACAAGGGCGGCCAGCUGAUGCACGAGUGGAGCAAGCUUUUGCGUUCACAGCGAGCCGGCAGUAGCGCCAGCAGUAACAACCAUAACGCAAGCCGCGAAAGCAUCACAUCUCAGCUACCGACAAGAGCAACCCGGUUGCUGACCAGACGUCUGCAGAACAAUGCCACGCCAACCAACUGCGGCACCGGUGGAUCCGAAAGUCCUCGCUCGAUGGAUAGCCUGCCCAGGCGGACGGCCCUGUCGGCGUCCUACAAGACGGCCACCCUCAAUCAGUUCAACAACAAUUUCACCAACGGUGGUAGCACCAUGUCGGACUCGGCCUCGACGGCCACCAAUUCGGCGGAGGAUCUGACCUUGCUGGACAAGUCCCUGCGCAACUCGAUGCUACAGGAUGUGGUUCACUUCAAGAAGCAGCUGGUGCGACUUCGCCGAAUUCUGCAGGAGGAUGAAGAAAAUUUGAUGAUGACCGAUACUCUCAACCCAUUUGAAAACAAUAAUGGGCAAUUCUUCACUACUGCUCUGACGGCAGCAGCAACAACGGCAACAACAACGACAGCAGCAACAACGGCGUCGGUACUGGAAGCAGCCGCUUCGCUGCUAGAGGAAAGCGGAAUCGCCACCGGGACGUCCAGCGUGGACAGCAAGCAGCAGGAGAAUCUCCUCAUCAAAGAGUCCGGCGUGGUGGCACUGGCUCUGCUCGAGGACCAGCGGCAGGAGCUGGCGGAUCUCAGAAGACAGGUGGUUUACCUUCAGGGUGAAAUCACCGCCAAAGAUCGCACCAUCCGCCAGCAGCAGAACUUGAUCGAAAAGUACGAAGCUGAACGGGAGAAGCUCCAGGCAGGCCUACCGAACGGUUCCGACGGCGGCUCGGGGGAUGCGGUAGCCGACAAGUCGAUCGAUACCAUCAGCACGGCAACCCAAACAGAGAGGCUCAGGCCAUUGUCAUUCGGCGGACCGGAAGGAUUAGCGAGCAGUCGAAGUGAACCAUCCACGCCAUCCCAACCAUCAGCCGUGCGGAGUGGUCUCCGAUCUUCCGCAUUCACAGCCAGCAACAGUCAUCAUCCCCACCACCAGCAGCAUCAUCACCAUCAACAUCAUAUCCCUAAUGGCAACAGCAGCAGUCCAGCAAACAGCACUUCCACCCCUUCAGCGCUCAUCAGCAGUAGCCGCACCUCGCUGAACCUCAAGCCAAAAACGCAAAUUUCGUCCGUCUACACGCAGCUCUCGUCCAUCAAGCACUCGAACCACAACGGACUCUUAGCCGGCGCUUCCAAUGCGGCUCUGUCCACUUUGAGUCACAAACGAGCUUCCCUUGGGUCCAGCAGUAACCUUAGUAACAUCCCCACCAGCAACAACAGCGGCACAAGCAGUAACAACAGCAAUGUUUCACCAACGAAAACCGUACGCACCACCCACAUCGGUAAUGUGUUGACUUCCAGCAAACUAAAUCAGCACAGCCUUUCGGGAGCAGGCGCCUCUACGUCCACCCCGCCACCGCUUCCAACGGCAGCUAACGGAACGAAAUUGCUCAAAAGCUCGGUCCGCACACAGAUGAACGGCAAGGGAGUGGCAAAUUCUCCCUCCAGUCUGGCACCGGGCGUUUUCUCGCCAAAGCGAUCGUGCGCUAUCAAACCCCCAAACUCUUUCGGGUGUAACCCGUUCCCAGAAACGCCCAUCGCGCACAAAUCCAAAUCAGCGCCUAGCACGCCCAUGAUCGAGCGCAACUCGACGUCACCCGCCCUGUCAGGCGUGCAAAUAAUUAUCGACGGUGUGAAAGAAAAUGGCUACCAUGGGCUGCAAAAUGGUUGCAGCAAUGGCCAGCACGAAGACCGGCAAAAUGAGGACGAUAAAGAGCAAGCGGCCGAGACGGAAAAGGACGCGAUAAACAAUAAGAUCUAUAGUCUUAAAUUAGCAAACGGAUUGACUGGAUGUAAUGAUAGUAGUAAUAAGGAAAGUAGUUUAGUUAUCUAGUUGCAUAAGAGAAUGAUUAUUUAUAUAUUUAAAUAAAACAAAAAAAAAAUACAACAUUUGCAAACAAACUGGUGAAAAAAAAACCUAUACAUAAAUGUGAUCCAAUAACCUAAAUUAUGUGCUUAACAAACAUGUAUUUACUCAAACCGCGAACCUUCUUUGGCAAGAAAGGAGAGCGCGCGAUCCUUUUGAAUAUAUAGGACUUAUCAAGCUUACAACACAUCUCACAUAAACUCAACACAUUUAGUCCGGAACAAAACCAAACCCCAAUCUAGAACAGCUUUUUGAGAACCAAAAUUAAAACGUCGGUCCAUAUUGCCACAAAAAAUGAUACAAUCACUGUUUUUCGGCCAAAGCACUCGUAGAAACAGUCUGUAUUUUUAGAUAAGGUGCUGCAAUGACGCUAAAAGUGAAAAACUAACCCUGUUUUUUUGUUACGUUGUUAUCCUACUCUUCACACAAACACAAACAAACGUUUCGUGCAAUCGUAUUAUACCUGUAUUCUAUAAAUGAAUUUUAUUUUUAACUCAAAGUUUAAAAAACAAGGCAGGCCCUAGUGGCCCGAAGCCGAGUAUGGAAUAGCGAGUAACCUAUUAGUAAUAUUGAGUAAGUUUCCAACUAUUACUAUAUUAUUCCUUGCAGGCAGAAGAAGUAAUUGUUUCGUAAAACAUCAUUACACACUACGCAAUUUGAAAACAGUAUAACCUCCAUACAGUAUAUCAAAUUUUCAAAUAUUUAAAUUUUGACGCUAAAUUCACUGAAACUAAUAAACAAUAAAUGAUGAAAAAAAACCUGAUUUUGCUGGUUGGGGGCUGGUAAGCAAAACUCCAAUCGUUUGACCAUGGGAAUCAUUCGAUUCGAGCAAACAGAAAACAAUUGAACCAGUGAAAUAAUCGAUUUUAAUCAGUAACUUUGAAAGGAAUUAUAGUAAAAUACAAAUCUGUCAUUUGGCCACAAUGAUCACUGAAUAUUUAAAGGGUAAAUAUAUUCCGGGAACAUAUAAA